Messenger RNA from Heterobilharzia americana, 834 nucleotides. The record is from the annotation of a GenBank genome assembly. Lineage: Eukaryota; Metazoa; Platyhelminthes; Trematoda; Strigeidida; Schistosomatidae.
AUUUGGUCUGUGUGCUAUGAAUCGGAUCUUCGGGCAGUCUAAACCGAAAUUACCACCUCCAAACUUGACAGAUGUGGUUGCAAAUGUGGAUGGCCGUGUUGACUCUGUUGAUAAGAAGAUUGAAAACUAGAUGCGGAACUCAAAAAAUAUCAACAACAAAUGCAAAAGAUGCGUGAGGGCCCUGCGAAAAACAACAUAAAAAUGAAGGCACUAAGAAUACUUAAACAAAAGAAGGUCUACGAGCAUCAAAAGGAGCAGCUUUCCAAUCAAAGCUUUAAUAUUGAGCAAACUAACUUUGCAAUACAAACUGUGCGUGACACAAAAACUACGGUAGAUGCAAUGAAAAUUGGUGCCAAAGAGUUGAAGAAGGAAAUGAAACGCAUUGACUUGAACAACGUCGAAGACCUUCAGGAUGAUUUAGCUGAUUUGCUUGUUUCAACUGAUGAAUUACAAGAUAUUCUUGGCCAGUCUUACGCGACACCCGAUGUUAAUGAAUCUGAGCUAGAAGAAGAACUGAUGGGUCUGUGCGAUGAACUAGGUGCUGAUACAAGCUAUUUGGGUGAAGAGUUUACCGCACCCUCUGUCCCGUCGGGGAUUCCCGGGGAAAGUGUACCCACUCCAGCAACAGGUGGUACCAAACCAUCAAAUGUUACAUUGGAUGAAUUCGGUUUGCCUCAGAUUUCUUGAAUCAGUUUUUCUCCCGGUCAAAUGUGUUGAUACAUCAUUUACACUAUAGUUUCAUUGGGGAGUGCUUUUUUUGUCAGCGUAUUUUAUUGAUCCUUUUGCUCCUAAUAUUUGUUGAAACGAUGGACAUUUUCUUUUUCUUUGUUGAGC